This is a messenger RNA of Meleagris gallopavo (turkey), 1271 nucleotides long. The record is from RefSeq and is a predicted model, not a curated record. Lineage: Eukaryota; Metazoa; Chordata; Aves; Galliformes; Phasianidae.
CUCAGGGUCCCUCUGGCUGUACCCGACAGCAGUGGCGCAGCCCCCAGCUUGGGCUUCAGCAUUGCAUGGGAAUCUGACCCGCACACAGUGCAGGAUGGAGCUGAGCAGAAGCCACUUGUCAAAAUAAUAUCGAGCCAAUAACGCGCCAUGGGUGGAGCUACUGCGGUAAUGGCUAAAACUAAAUCUGAAUGGAGACCUUUUUGUUCGGCAUCCUGGGUCUGAAUGAAUGGCGUUACCUGGUUCGCGACAGACGCGGGACCCCCUUGAUUUGCUCCGCACCCACCCCAAGGUGCAGCACUGCUCUGCUGCGCAGGUGUGCGGAGCCCAGGCGUUCUGUGGAAGGGGUUGAUCAGCAGAGGGUCCUGAUGAAUUUUUCAUGAGCGGGCGCGCGGCUGAAUGAAUGCAGCGAGUGUCGGCGUGCAGCUCGCGGCCGGCCCCGUCUGCAAGGAGGCUGCUGACACACAAACACGCUGGCGCAUUUUCAGGGGGAGCGCCGGGCUGAUAAAGGCUUUUCUGACAGCGCUGGCUUGCCGUCCUCCCCUUUCUGCUGCUGUUGCUCCAGGCAGCCUUCGCGUUUGGAAGGCAGCCUGGUGAACGAGCUGGAUAAGCUCUGCCGAUUUAUCAACGUUUUGAAUCUGCGGCGAUGCCUGUGUGAUGCGUUUUUGUUCUGCUUUCUGAAUGGUGAGAGCUCGCAUAACGUCUAAACUAUGACGGCAAAAGAUUCUUCCAGGGAACUUGCUACUCCAGAGUCAGAGAUUUACAUCAGGACUUUCAAAGAACAGAUGCAUUUAGAACUCGAGCUUCCCAAGCUGCCUGGGAACAGACCUACGUCUCCAAAAAUCUCUCCCCGCAGUUCUCCAAGGAACUCUCCGUGCUUUUUCAGAAAGUUGCUCGUGAACAAAAGCAUCCGCCAGCGCCGGCGCUUCACGGUGGCACAUACGUGCUUCGAUGUGGAAAAUGGCCCUUCCCCUGGCCGCAGCCCGCUGGACCCACAGGCCGGCUCCUCCUCAGGGUUGGUGCUGCACACCACCUUCCCCGGGCACAGCCAGCGCCGGGAGUCCUUCCUCUACCGCUCAGACAGCGACUACGACCUGUCGCCAAAGACCAUGUCCAGGAACUCCUCUCUCCCAAGCGAACAGCACGGAGAUGACCUGAUCGUCACACCUUUCGCACAGGUGCUGGCCAGCCUGCGGAGCGUGAGGAACAACUUCACGCUGCUCACCAAUUUGCACGGGACGGCCAACAAGUAAGCGGGGAGCCAAAGGGAGCGG